ACAGCUAACUCUUCGAGAAGAAAGAGAUUUAUGUCCAAAGGGAUCCAAUUAACAGGAGCCACCCGAAAAUGGAUCUCCCACACCCAUCUGUGGUUGGCGCGAACCCGACCCAAUCACGUCGACGUGGCCCGUUUCGAAACGAUUCCUCCAGAUUCGUUAGCUUUGCCUCCAGUCUCUCCCUCUCUUUCUCUCUAGUUUGACAUGGAAGCCUCAAUCUCUUCGUCACCUAUAAUCAGCUCAACCAUUCGUCAAUCAUUCAGUGGAAUCAGAGUCCCGGGGCACGCGAAACCAUUCGCCAAUGGCAUCUGCAAGGGUAGAAGCGAUCGCUUGAACGGGAAGGCGAAAUCGAAGCGGAGAAUCGCCGCCAUAGAUGGGGUUUUGGCCGCGGCAGAUCCAGGCCAGGCCGAGGUCACGUGGCAAACAGUCGUCGGAGCCAUAGCUGGUGUCACGCCGUUUGUGGUUGCAGGGAUUGAGUUCAGCAAAAGAAUCAUAGCCCAGAGAAAAUGCGAAGUUUGUGGCGGCUCGGGGCUUGUCCUUAGGGACAAGUACUAUUUCCGCUGUCCUGGAUGUGGUGGAUUUCUCCCAUGGCAGUCAUGGAAAAGAUUCUUCUCUGGUUAGACCACAUUCACCACUUCUUCACUGUUCGUUCUUGAAGGUUUAAUCUGUGACGUUCCUCCUAUUCUUCUAAGACAAAGGGUUUUUCCUGAACCCUCUAGUGUAGCCUGUGAACGAUUUGCUCAUCGAU
Rhodamnia argentea is the source of this 745-nucleotide messenger RNA. RefSeq lists its product as uncharacterized. The record is from RefSeq and is a predicted model, not a curated record. The coding region runs from base 202 to 618 and encodes 138 amino acids. The transcript has 4 exons. NCBI's taxonomy places the organism in Eukaryota, Viridiplantae, Streptophyta, Magnoliopsida, Myrtales, Myrtaceae.